This is a messenger RNA of Lolium perenne, 714 nucleotides long. Lineage: Eukaryota; Viridiplantae; Streptophyta; Magnoliopsida; Poales; Poaceae. The record is from RefSeq and is a predicted model, not a curated record.
AUGCGGUCGACAUUGGCGCGGCGGUUCCGGCGAGCUAGCGAGCUAGAGGAUGGCGGGGAACUGUUCUGGGUGUCCAGGUGGUGCGUUUGGCGGCGACAGCGCUGUCGGGCGGCGCCUAAAUCGGUCGCGUUUCUUCCGUGUCUGCCCGUGGCUGCGGCGGAGUGUCGUCCUUAUCUCUGGCAGCGGCGGGCACGGGUUGCUGUCGUGGGCGUGUCUGGCGGCUUCGUGGUCGCCAGGCGGUGCUCAACCUGCAGCGAGGUGGUCCAGGGCGUGCUCGAGUUGGCGAGACGGUGCGUGGCCAGUGGCGUCCGCGGCGCGCGCAUGUGCGACGCCAGCGGCAUCCUGCCUCCGCCAGCCACCGGCCAUGGGCCGGCCGCCCCGCCCACCACGGCCCUGUCUCCACCACCCACCACGGCCACCCCUGCCCGCCGCCAUCGGCCCGCCGCCGCCCCAGCCCGCCGCCACCGGCCGGCCGGCCGCCGCCUUGCCUCCGCCCGCCACUCGCCUUGGCCACGACCGCCCUCGCCUGCCACGGCCGCCCUCACCCGCCACGGCCGCCCCCGUCCGCCCCCGCCCGUGAGAAGACCUGCAGGCACUGUAGCGCGGCAGCCACGGACGCUCGGCGGCGCGGCGGAGGUGGUCGCACGUUUCUCCAGCGGGACUCCAUGGCGGAAGCAGUUGCAAUUUGGUGAAAAUUCAGCGCGCCACAGGUGA